Fomitopsis serialis is the source of this 4441-nucleotide messenger RNA. RefSeq lists its product as uncharacterized. Lineage: Eukaryota; Fungi; Basidiomycota; Agaricomycetes; Polyporales; Fomitopsidaceae. The coding region runs from base 135 to 4094 and encodes 1319 amino acids. Gene Ontology annotation, cellular component: plasma membrane. The transcript has 16 exons. The record is from RefSeq and is a predicted model, not a curated record. Gene Ontology annotation, molecular function: calcium-activated cation channel activity.
GACCUUCGCGAGGUUGCGAGAUGGUGAGACUCCAGCUCCAUCCCUCCUCCUCCCUCCUCCUCCUUCACGGGUGUAGAACACACCUCAGCCCCAUGCUCUGAGCUGCCCCGCCCCGUCCGACCCCUCACGAACUCAUGGCCACCAUCCAGUCGCGCCCGUUCUCCAAGAACUACAGUGGUCUCAUCAAUCAGUCUGUAAUUGCCGGAUGUAUCUUCGUUCUCUGCAUCACUGCCCAUGAGUGCAUGAAGAGGAAGCGGAGGGGUGUCAACCGCGAUGAGAGAGUUGGUAGUGUCGAGUCCUGGGAAUUUGGAUACCUGUACCAAGGCCGAACAUGGGCAAAGAAUCCUUCUCCCCCGACGCCUCGCGGAUGGCCUCUGGGCUGGGUCAAAGAAGUCACCAAGGUUUCUGAAGACAAGUUCAAUGAGCUGCGGGGGAUUGACGCUACUCUCUAUGUCCGCUUCCUCCGCGGAUGCUGGUGGUACACGCUCAUCCAGUCCUUCACGACCCUUCCCAUCUUGCUGCCCAUCCAUUCCAUAUUCUCCGACGGCACGGUGUCGCCAAAGUCAAUGACCCGCGCCUCCAUCACGUCGCUCGUCAGCACGGCCAAGGGUCAAUCGUUGCUGUGGAUCCAUCUUCUCUUGCUCAUUUGGAUCACCGCGAGCUGGAUCGGCUUCCUCGUAUGGCUCAUGAAGGGCGUCUUCCACUUUCGCGCUCGGAACAUCGUAGCUGCAGGCGAGGAACGCGAGCGUAUCGAUGAGCAGAACCUCAUGGACUACCUCCAUCCUCAUCCGCAGUAUCCUUUCAAAUCCUCUGUCCCCCUUGACACGGAACGACUGAAUCGCGGUGUCCGCCUGAGGACUGUCAUGGUCACGAACAUCCCGCCAGGGCUGCGUACCGAGAAGGACCUCAAAGAGUACUUUGAGUAUUACCUCUCCCGACGCAUUGCAAAGCCGGCGCUGGGCAUCACGAGCACCACCCAGCCAGGCUUCUUCAACAAGUCUGUCUCCUUCCUACUGAACAGAAUGUCGCGUCUGCUCGGUAACUGGCGCGUUCUUCCAGGGUCUCCCAAAAGCGAGCCAGAGGAGCAAGAUCAAAGGGGGUUCGACCAGUUACAGUCGCCUACUGCCACCGGAGACGUCCCAGCCAUCGAACGUGUAGCCGUUGUCCGUAGGAUGACCGAGCUCGCCAACCUACUGAUGCGCCGCGAAGAGUACCUACGUCUACUUGAGACGGCACAUAUCAAGCUCGCAAAGCGGGCACUCGUCGUUGUCAAGACCUCUCUUGAGCAGCAGCAAGCCGGGGCCGCGAAGGGUAAGGGCAUCAAUUCGAUCACGAACGUCGGUGAGCAGUCGGGCAGCGGGGCCGACGGUAGGGGGGAUUCCAAGUACAGGGACCAACUCCUGGUGGAAACGCUCAAACCGUUCGUGAAACCACAACGAGGGCGUAGCCUCUUCACCAGGGAAUCUGUGCAGCCCGACUACCUCCCCACUCUCACCGACUCUCCACAGGAACUCUCCCCCGCGACACCCAUCGCGCCUGAGCGCACCGUCUGGGACGCGCUCCUUAGCCUCCCGCGGAGCACGCUCGAGGCGUACCAGCCGCUCACGCGGCUCUCGACGCUCUAUCGCGGACAGGUCGUGCCCACGAUCGAUUUCUAUACCGCGAAGCUGCAGCUGCUCUCGUCGGUCAUCACGGAGAAGCGCGCGCGCGCGCCGGGCGAGUACGAGCCGAUGUCGACCGCGUUCGUGACGUUCGAGGACCCCGCGGACGCCCGGAGGGCGUGCAAAUACUUGGCGGUGCACCCGCUGAACCCGCUACAGUGCUUCGUGACGAUGGCCCCGUCGUAUGAGGAUUUGGAUUGGAAUAGGCUGAUGAAGCCGACGUUUCAGGUGGAGUUUGUGAAAGACUGGCUUGUCAACAUAGGCGUUUGGGGCUUCACGGUCUUCUGGAUCUUUCCCGUGUCGCUUUUCGUGACGCUCGUGUCGAUUCAGAAUAUCAGUUCCUUCUGGCCUGGCCUGAAAGCUUACUUGGAUAAGCACCCCUGGGAAGAAGAGCUUAUCCAGUCCUUCGUGCCCACCUUGCUCGUGUCACUCCUGGCUCUCUUGAUUCCACUCUUAUUGUUGCUGAUCGCAAAGAAAGCGCACACGAUAGCAACACUGUCAGCGUUGCACGACAGGAUCAUGACGCGGUACUACAAGUUCCUCGUCGUGAACGUGCUCGUUUUCUUCUGCGUCGGCACCGCUGCGGUGCAAUCCUUCCUCGUGUCGUUCAGUGCGACCUCGGGUUUGGAGGUGAUCCAGGUGGUCGCGGACAGUUUUCCGACUGCCGGCCCAUUUUACGUUGGAUGGCUGAUCUUCACAAUGGCUAUGCACGGGGGUUUGGAACUUGCGCUGUGUGAGCUCCCGCUGAUUAUGUAUCCGAACACUCGAAGGCAAGUCACACCGAGGAAACGCGCGGUGGGCAUACGACCGCGAACGUUCAACUACUAUUAUUGGUUACCAAACCACACGUUGGUGCUGCACAUCGUCGUGGUGUUUGCCGUCCUCAAUCCGUUGAUCAUACCGUUCGCGUUUCUGUACUUCUGCGUGGAGUCAGGUGUCAUCAGAAAUCAGCUUCUUCAUGUCUAUGCCAAAAACUACGAGGGGAAUGGCCAAACAUUGUUGAUACGCAUAAUACGGUACUCGUGUGAUGGACUAAUGCUCUCGCAAGUUGUCUUCCUAGCCUAUAUGGUCGUUCUCAAGAAGAAAGCGAAUGUGGGCGUAUCUGCAGUGCUCAUCAUUUUGACGGCCUUCACCAAGGUUAUACUCACGCGGAUCUGUCGGGCGAAGUUUGAGCAAGAUGAUCUCUUGGAAGGCCAGGUUAUGUGCGGUACCGCGGCCGUUCCUGAGGCCGUAUUGGACGCAGCGCAAUCAAAGGACAAAAACGUCACCGUCACCGAGACGUCAACUAUCGCUGAGCCCAAAGCCGACUCGUCGCAUACGUUACCUCCUGCAAUACGCGCUUGGCAGUUCCCGAACAAGAUAGGCAAUGGCUAUGCGACUAUUCCAAGGCGACCGCAGCACAGAGGUGAACGGCAUGGUAAUCCGUUCUCCUCGAUGGAUAGCCGCCCCUCCAUCGACGUGUUACGGCCUGGCUCUCCGACUACGUUUCCUCGCAUGACUGAUGGCGAGGAAUCGUUCGUGGACGUUCUGCCGCAUAUUCCUGAAAACGAUCAAUCACCACGGGAGCCGGCCGUGACGAGACACCCACCGCACCCGAGGUGGAACGACGAGUCUUCCUCCGAUCACCCUUACGACAACCCGUAUUAUGUCAAACCCAUCAAGGACGAACUAUGGCUGCCUGCAGAUCCUGCGGGCCUCCUCAAUCUGGAUGACACCGUCAACAUGCGAGUUUCAUUGACGAACUCGCCUGGAGUGGGGCGACUGGGCGACUGGUACGAAGACGAGUUCAUUGUGACCGGCCUAUCUUCGUUCCUCAGCAGCACGGCAAGCGUGGAUCACCGCAUGGCCUCGUUCGACGGGCGUGCAAGACGCUUGAACGGGACGGAGCAUAUAGAGUUACCCUCCGACAUCGCGAGCCGCGUCGGCAGCCUUGACAUGGAGCGUGAGCUGGAGACCGUGCCCUCAUUGCACCCCCCUUCACGGCGGCGCGACCGACAAUAUAGCCACACGAGCAGCAUGGCUUCGCCUGAAAUGGCGGAACUGGGCUUUCCGAAUGGGGGCCCACCACGCAUGGGCGGCUUGCGGUCGUCCUCGCUCGGACCUGGUAUGCCAGGGUACCAGCGACAUCUCCCGUCUGCCUUCCUCAACGCUGCGAACGCCGAUCGUCGAAUACGCUCAUUCUCCGACCACGAGAUGGCCUUGCGGCCCUCGAAUGUUCGGUCGAGAAGCACGCUGGGUUUGCCGCCCAUCAUGCAGCCCGAGGCAUCAGUAGGUGGUAUGAGCAUUGUCUCGCUCCGCGAAGCGGUGGUCGAGGAAGCAAUCGUGGAAGAAGAGGCGGAGCAAGAACACUUCAGGCAAGAGGAAGGUGAAGAGGAGAAGGCAGAAAAGCCACGGUCACGGUGGACAUCAUGGAUGUUCGCGAAGUGGUACUAGUGUCCGCCCAACGACUUGCUUUCUGACGAAUCCCGUCACAUUGCUAUUCAUGUAGAAUUUACGGUUUAUGCUGGUUUAUGUCGUUACGCAUGGUCAUAUAAGUUUAUACCUUAUGUAGAUGAUACCCUUCUCAGCGUUACUAUACUACUUGCUAUGUUUGCACGUUCUAGCUAGGUACGCUCAUUAAUGGCUCGCAUGUCCACUCUACGUCCGUUUUCCCCGUUGAUCCGCAUGUAUAUUUGUGUACCAACAUGUCGCACGAGUUUUCACACUGAACGACCGCCGUGCUAAGGCAUACCGUGUUUAGAAGUCAGUACCUUUAGAUCCUAACACAUGCAAAUACGAGC